Messenger RNA from Polypterus senegalus (gray bichir), 4255 nucleotides. Its product is annotated as cytochrome P450 2B4-like. The record is from RefSeq and is a predicted model, not a curated record. The coding region runs from base 57 to 1610 and encodes 517 amino acids. Gene Ontology annotation, cellular component: intracellular membrane-bounded organelle; cytoplasm. Gene Ontology annotation, biological process: xenobiotic metabolic process. The transcript has 10 exons. Gene Ontology annotation, molecular function: oxidoreductase activity, acting on paired donors, with incorporation or reduction of molecular oxygen, reduced flavin or flavoprotein as one donor, and incorporation of one atom of oxygen; iron ion binding; heme binding. NCBI's taxonomy places the organism in Eukaryota, Metazoa, Chordata, Cladistia, Polypteriformes, Polypteridae.
CUGGCCACGCCUCUGCGUGACAAACACAAAAUCAUAAACAAAGAGCACUCCUGCGGAUGAGGAAAAAGCAGCAGUCUCCGAUCGCGUUAAACUGUGAUUACAUAGAAAGUUUUAAGGGAGCGUCUAUGGAGCUCUUUGGGACGCUGGUUUUGGCUGCGAUCAUCUUGGGUCUGCUGUUUCUUGUAUUUCGAAAGGACUCCUCUCGCUACAGCAGAAUGCCACCGGGACCGACUCCACUUCCUUUAAUUGGGAACAUGCUGCAAUUGAACCCCAGGGCACUCCACGAAAGUUUUAUGAAGCUGAAAGAGACGUAUGGACCUGUGAUGACGGUGCACGUGGGUUCAAGGCAAGUCUUGGUUCUUGUCGGAUUCGAAGCGGUCCAUGAGGCUCUGGUGCAACAGGCUGACGUGUUUGCUGGGAGAGCGCACGCGCCGGUGGUUGAUAUGCUUAAACUCGACUAUGGUUUGGCACAAAGUAAUGGAGAACGCUGGAAACAACUCCGCCGCUUCUCUGUGUCAACCCUACGAGAUUUCGGAAUGGGAAAGAGCAGCAUCGAGGGCUGGAUUCAAGAGGAAGCUAAAAACCUGACAGAGGAAUUCAGAAAAACCAAAGGUACUCCGUGUGAUCCCACCAUCUUUUUAAGUUGGGCUGUGUCAAAUGUCAUCUGCUCCCUUGUGUUUGGUCAGCGGUUUGAUUACCAAGAUAAAAAUUUUAUUGGCAUGCUAUCUCUGUUUAAUGAAAAUCAACGUUUGUUCAGCACCCCUCUUGCAAUGCUAUAUGGCUUGUUUCCAGUGCUCAUUAAACUAACACCAGGAUUUUUCAACAAGUUGUUAAUGAAUCUGAAUGAAAUUAAGCAAUUUAUUUCAGCAAUGAUUGAUAAACACCAAGCAACGCUGGUUAGCGACAGCCCCAGGGAUUUUAUAGACAGCUUCCUCAUCAAAAUGAAACAGGAAAGUCACAAUCCAGACACAGAAUUUCACUUUGACAACUUACACAUGACAGUUUUAAAUCUCUUUACGGCGGGGACGGAUAGCACCAGCACCACACUGCGAUAUGGACUGCUGAUCCUCAUGAAAUACCCACACAUCCAGGAAAGGGUCCAGAAGGAGAUUGACUCUGUGAUUGGACAAGACCGUGCCCCAGCCAUGGAGGACCGGAGGAAGAUGCCCUACACUGAUGCUGUACUGCAUGAAAUUCAGAGGUUCAUUGAUUUUGUGCCUUUAAAUAUUUUUCAUAUGACGACAAAGGACACUAUCUUCAGAGGCUACUCCAUUCCAGCGGGUACAAUGGUGGUCCCGCUACUUCACUCAGUAUUGUAUGAUGAGACGAAGUGGGCAACCCCUCACUCCUUCAACCCUGAUCACUUCCUGGAUGACAAUGGCUGCUUCAAACUGAACCCAGCUUUCAUGGCCUUUUCUGCAGGAAAACGCAUCUGUGCAGGUGAAAGCCUGGCCAAGAUGGAGCUCUUCUUGUUUUUCACCACCCUCCUGCAAAACUUCACAUUUCGCCCCACAGAAGAUCCUGCCAAUAUCAGCUUGUUGCCACAUUCUACGUCUUUUUUUAAAACUCCCAAACCAUACAAGUUUACGGCCAUCCCACGAGAGGAAUGACAUCUACGCAUCAAGCUGCUUAAAGUAAAAGAAAGGAAUACACACGCAAGUAAACAUAUACUCAAAUAAAAUGUUUUUAACAUUUUAACUUUUCAUACUACUCCUACCACUACCAUAGUUUGUUUUGUAAUUUUGUACGUUUCUUUGUAUUUAAUCACUUUUACUUAAUAAAUAAACAAGUAAUAGUUUCUACUGUGGAAAAUUCUGCAUAAAAUGUAUUCCUGUAUGAACAUUUGGAAGGCUCAAAAGAAACAUUCAAGAUUACCAUUUUAUAGAUUUUAUAUCAGAUUUUAAUACAAUUCUGCACCACAUUUUGUAGGUAAACUGAUUGAUCAAUUCUGUUUAGACCUUAACUGGGUUAGGUGGAUUCUGGACAUUUUAACAAACAGAAUGCAAAGAGUGAGUGUUAAUGGCUAUUUUUCUGGUAGCCUAAAUGUAUCUGUUGGUACUCCACAGGGGGGCUGCCUAUCACCUCUUUUGUUUAUCAUAUAUACGAAGGGCUUCAGGAGUUCACUCAAGGACCGACAUACUAUAACCUGAAAUUUGCACACAACUCCAUCACAGUGAGAUUUCUAGAAAAUAACGAGGACAGUCGUGGCCUAUUGUUGAUGAGUUCAUUUAAUGGCGUGAUUGUUUAUUUUUAUUGAUUAAAAUUUCUGACACAAUGGAUAUGUUUAUAGAUAUUUAAAGUGAAGGCAGUGGUGAUGGUGGAGCACUACAAAUAUCAAGUGACAGUUAUUGAUGACAGGCUAAACUUUGAUCUUUACACAGAACAAAUUUGUAAGAAAGGGCAGACAUGUUUUUUGUUUCUUAGGAAACUCAAUUGUUUUAAAGUGAACAAAGCCGUAAUAUCUUAUUUUACCAGUCUUUUGUUGAACCUGUUGUCACAUUUGAUUUUAUUUGUUGGUUUGGCAACCUCAGUAUGAAGGCUAUACACCAAUCAGCCACAACAGUAAAACCACUAACAGGUGACGUAAAUAACAUUAAUUAUGUUGUUAUAGUGGCACCUGGCAAGUGUUUGAAUAUAUUAAGCAGCAAGUAAACAGUCCUUGAAGGUGAUGUGUUGGAAGCAGGAAAAAUGGACAAGUUCAAGGAUCUGAGUGACUUUGAUUAGAGCCUAAUUGAGCUAAAUGACUGGGUCAAAGCAUCUCCUAUAUGACAGGUCUUGUGAGAUGUUCCCAACAUGCAGUGGUCAGUACCUACUAAGAUUAUUCCAAAGGAGGACAACUGGUAUACUAACAAUAGAAACAUGAGUGCCCAAAGCUCAUUAAUGUACAUGGGGAGUGAAGGGUAGCCCAUCUGCUCUGAUCCCACAGUAGCACAAAUUGCUGAAAAACAUAAUGCUAUCCAUGAGAGAAAGAUGUCAAAACACACAGUGCCAGAUUGCUGUGUAUGAGGCUGCUUAGCCACAGACUAGUCAGAGUACCCAUGAUGACCCCCUGUCCACUGACAAAAGCAACUAACAUGAGCAUCAGAACUCUCUCAUUGAGCAUUGGAAGUAGGUGGCCUGGUCUGUUUCCUUUGAGAUCAUGUGGACGGCUGGGUGCGUGUAUGUCAGCUACCUGUGCACUUUGGGGAAAAAGGCAAGCCAGUGUUAUGCUCUGGACAAUAUUCUGAUGGGAAACAUUGGGUCCUGGCAUUGAUGGGGAUGUUACUUUAACAUGUAUCUAAAGAUUGUUGCAGACCACGUAUAUCAUUUCAUGUCAUUGAUAUUCCCUGAUGGCAGUGGCCGCUUUCAACUGGAUAAUGUGCCCUUCCACACUACACACAUUGUUCAAGAAUGGUUUGAGGAACAUGACAUGGGUUUUAACGUGUUGACUUGGCCUCACAUUCCCCAGAUCUCAAUCCUAUCAAGCAUCUGUAGGAUGUGCUAGGAAAACAAGUUUAUCCAAGGAGGCCCCACCUCACAACUUGCAGGACCUAAUGCAUCUGCUGCUAAAGUCUUGGUGCCAUAUACUACAGGAAACCUUCAGAUGUUUUGUAUAGUCAAUGCCUUGAUGGGUUAGAAUUGUUUUGGAGGACGUACACAAUAUUAGGCAGGUGAUUUUAAUGUUGUAGCUGAUCAGUGUAAAUCAUCUUAACCACAUUGUUCAAAUUAUCAAUAAAAUUAUUGGUCUGCAGUAAAACAUUGUAAUUGAGCUGUAUUACAAACAGCUUAGAAAGAAGGCUGACCCAGUUCUGUCAGAUAGUCACCAUCCUUUUCUCUCUUAAUUUUACUUGUUGCCAUUAGGCUGCAGGUUUAGGUUUCUGUGCGUAAUGAGCAAGAGAUUUAAGAACUGUUUUAUUCUCAGAACUAUACACAUUUUGAAUUAUGUUAAUUGUAGGGAACCUGCUAAAUUCUAAAUUAUUAUUUUGUGUACUGUUAAAGGCAACUAUUAUUCUUUGUACUAAUGUUGAAUCUGUGUACUUAUGAUAACACUAGUCUUUGCUUAUUUUGUUGUUAUCUGUUUAACAGUGUCUUAUGUUUCUGUACUACUGUGCUGCAAACUAAUUUGGGGAUUAUGGAGUCUAUUGUACCUAACCUUAACCUAACCUAAUAAAUUAGUGAAAAAGCUAAAACAAAAGAAAAAGAAUUGUUGAUAGGAUUAUCACCUCUUCAACUCACCUCUUUAUUAAAAUGUCAAUAAAACGACUUUACAACAGCA